Drosophila kikkawai is the source of this 1276-nucleotide messenger RNA. It is a transcript of the gene Desat2, whose product is annotated as Desaturase 2. Gene Ontology annotation, molecular function: iron ion binding; stearoyl-CoA 9-desaturase activity. Gene Ontology annotation, biological process: unsaturated fatty acid biosynthetic process. Lineage: Eukaryota; Metazoa; Arthropoda; Insecta; Diptera; Drosophilidae. The record is from RefSeq and is a predicted model, not a curated record. Gene Ontology annotation, cellular component: endoplasmic reticulum membrane.
AAUUCAUUUAGUCGCGAAUGUGCAUUCAACAGGACAGACACAUGCCUCCAUAUUUCAAGGAUAACAUGGAUGACGGAUCAUCAAAGCAGACAGGAGUCCUUUUUGAGGCCGAUGCGGAAACGAUGGAUGGAGAUCUGGCCAUCGAUACCGCACAAUUUAAGCGGGCCGAGGAUCGAAAGCUGCCUUGGGUCUGGCGCAACAUAAUCCUUUUUGCCUAUGUCCACCUGGCAGCCCUAUACGGAUUGUAUUUAAUAUUCACACAGGCCAAGUUUGCCACCACAUUAUUCUCUGCUGUCCUAUACACCUGCGGCAUGCUGGGAAUCACCGGAGGUGCCCAUCGACUAUGGGCCCAUCGCUCGUACAAAGCCAAGUGGCCACUGCGCCUGAUCCUAAUUGUAUUCAACACGGUGGCCUUCCAAGACGCCGCCUACCACUGGGCCCGCGAUCAUCGGGUGCACCACAAGUUCUCUGAGACGGAUGCCGAUCCGCAUAAUGCCACCCGAGGAUUCUUCUUCUCGCACGUGGGCUGGCUGCUGUGCAAAAAGCAUCCGGAUGUAAAGGAGAAGGGCAAGGGCCUGGAUCUUUCCGACCUUCGGGCCGAUCGCAUUUUAAUGUUUCAACGCAAACACUACUACGUCAUGAUGCCGCUGGCCUGCUUCAUCCUGCCCACGGUAAUUCCCAAGAUGUGCUGGGAUGAGUCGCUGAUGUGCUCUUGGUUCGUGGCCACCAUGUUCCGUUGGUGCUUCCAGCUGAACAUGACUUGGCUGGUAAACAGUGCGGCUCACAAAUACGGAGGAAAGCCUUACGACAGUUCAAUGAAUCCCGUUCAGAAUGCUGGCGUUGCAGCCAUGACUUUUGGCGAAGGCUGGCACAACUAUCAUCACGUGUUCCCCUGGGAUUAUAAGACGGCCGAAUGGGGAAACUACUCCCUGAACCUAACCACAGCAUUCAUUGACUUGUUCGCCAAGAUUGGCUGGGCCUACGAUCUUAAAUCCGUUUCUCCGGACAUCAUAAAGAGGCGGGUUCAGCGCACUGGCGACGGUACCCAUGAGCUGUGGGGAUGGGGCGACAAGGACCUCACCGCCGAAGAUGCCAAGAAUGUUCUAUUUGUUGAUAAGAAGAGAGACUGAUGUAUAAGGAGGCAUCUGAAUCGUAAACCACUUAAUUUAUGGUAUGCUAAAUAAUGUGUUAUUUAAUAUUAUGGUUAAUGGAGGUUUCCAUUGCAUUUCCAUUCUUCCUUCCUCUUUCGCUUCAAUAAAUAUAAACUUUUAAGAGA